AUGUCACGAAGACCAUCCUAUGGGGCGGCACCCUUGGUACGUGGCCACAGAGGCAGUCAUCGACCUGGAUUCAACUACCCGUUCGGAUACGGCAUCAUUGAAUGGGAGGACGGAUAUUACUCUGAGCCCAGAAGAAUGAUCAACCAAGAUUACGACCUUGAUCCUCGGCAGAAUUACGCAAGCCGGCAGAUGGAAGGGGGCAGAAUGCCGGGUCCAAGAUAUCCAUUGGAGCAGUACGACCCUCAUCACAGAUCGAGAAGGGUAGCCCACAGUAAAGACGGAGUUCCAUUCGGUAAAGCAAUGAUCAAGUUGUUCAAAGACAUCGGGAAGGCAGAAGAGUUCUACGGUUCCUUCGUCACAGAUUACGAGGACGAAAUCUCAACCCUCAAGCGAUAUGCCCCAUCGGAGCUUCUGAACAAGUUGUGGAUUGCACGAGUUGAGGGGAAGCCGGACGGUGGAUCAUUCGAUGAGGGGGAAGAGAUACCAGAAGGAGAGAAGAGCUUCGUCAUGUUUGAAGAGAAGAAGAGUAUGUUGAUUCGGUCGAUGGAAGGAGCUGCAAACUCGAUGAUCAUCGAAAGCCGAUCUCCGAAGCACGAGGUCCGUGCUGAAGCCCAGAAGCGACUCCGCGAAAAAGUCCAGACUGCGCACAAGCUCAUCAUGGCGCUCCUCGACGGAGCGCCUAGGAAACACAGCCAGUGCAAGUCGUUGUUGAGUGAGCUGGGAAUGCUGAAGGCCUUGGUCAACCCCGAAGAAGAUGCGAACAGGGGCUUGUUCAAAUCAGGAAAUGACACCGAAGACGGAGGCGACGCUGGAGACGAUCAGGACGAUGGACAACAGGGCGGCGGCGGAGGAGGUAGCGGAGAGGAGGAAAUAACAGGUGUCGGCAUUCCGCUUGCGCGAAGACUGCGCGACCCUGCUCCUGCUUUUCUGAUGCCAAUUGCAGACACGAGAUCGCGUCAAACCCUCACGGGCAGACCUGUGCACUGCGCCCCUUGGGAGGGGAGACAGGAGGGAGGUGAGUUGAAGAGUUUACUCCGAAUUUCUCAUAUGCACAGGUUCGAUCCGAAGGAUCUUGAUAAGCGCCACGCGACGCGGCACGGAGGCCAGGCCGGGCACAAAUCUGGGAACUUCGCAGCUAGAGUCGUUAAGCGCAACCCGUGGUUCACCUUCUGCUUCAUCCCCGUCAUACCACUCAGUAUCCACGGCUAUGAGGACGUCGUCUGUUCCAUCUGCAACUUUGCUCAGCCGUUGAAGAACAGGCAGGACGUGAUGGCCAUGAAGGGAGGAGGCGUGCCGCUGCAGCAUCAGCCGCCGCCGCCGCCGGGCGGUGGUCCACCGGCUGGAUGGGGAGGACCCGGACAGCCGGGAGCGCCGAAGCCUCAACAGAACAUGCAGUAUGGUUGA
Molecule: messenger RNA, 1404 nt
Organism: Drepanopeziza brunnea f. sp. 'multigermtubi' MB_m1
Lineage: Eukaryota; Fungi; Ascomycota; Leotiomycetes; Helotiales; Drepanopezizaceae
Source: RefSeq, a predicted model, not a curated record